This is a messenger RNA of Harpegnathos saltator (Jerdon's jumping ant), 2898 nucleotides long. RefSeq names its product RING finger protein unk (gene unk). The transcript is spliced from 13 exons. The coding region runs from base 316 to 2766 and encodes 816 amino acids. The record is from RefSeq and is a predicted model, not a curated record. Gene Ontology annotation, molecular function: metal ion binding. Lineage: Eukaryota; Metazoa; Arthropoda; Insecta; Hymenoptera; Formicidae.
GAUCGCGUUAGAGAGAAAGAGAGACAAGCGAGGGAGAGACAUUAACGAGUCGGCCGUUUGCGGCGGAAAGUGCGCGACCAUUGUCGAAAGUGUGCACGGGGUGCGGGCGCGAAUAAAUGAAAUCUAGCGAGCGCGAGCAAGAGAGAGAGCGAACGAGAGAGAACGAGCGCGAGAGAGACAGAGAGAGAGAGAGAGAGAGAAAGAGACAGGAUAAAACAAACAGAGAGGUUAACAGUGCGCGAAUAGUGGGAGCGUAGUGGGCCAAGGGGGCCGCGGGAGGCUGGAGAGGGGGAGAGCGUACUGACGCGAAAGAGCAUGAGUGGGAAGAAGGAGCGCGAGAGAGGGAGAGAGAGAUACUUGAAGGAAUUCCGCGUCGAGCAAUGUCCCCUCUUCGUACAGCGCAAAUGCACGCAGCACCGGCCCUUCACGUGUUUCAACUGGCACUUCAUGAACCAGCGGAGGCGCAGACCGGUGAGAAAGAGGGACCGCACCUUCAACUACAGCGCGGACAAUUAUUGCACCAAGUACGAUGAGACCACCGGCAUCUGCCCCGAUGGAGACGAGUGUCCAUAUCUGCAUCGCACCGCGGGGGAUACGGAAAGGCGUUACCACCUGCGUUACUACAAGACGUGCAUGUGUGUGCACGACACCGAUACACGUGGGUUCUGCGUGAAAAAUGGACCGCACUGCGCCUUUGCGCACGGCAAUCAUGACCUGCGCCCACCCGUCUACGACAUUAAGGAGAUCCAGGCGUUGGAGAACCCUGACUCGGACCCGAACUCCUCGUCCAACGGGCCUAACAUACUCGACAAGGAGCGCAACCUGAUGAACGAGGACCCCAAGUGGCAGGACACGAAUUACGUACUGAGCAAUUACAAGACCGAGCCGUGCAAAAGACCACCCAGGCUGUGCCGCCAGGGAUAUGCUUGUCCGCAGUAUCACAACAGCAAGGACAAGAGGCGCAGUCCGCGGAAAUACAAAUAUCGCAGACUUUGGAACAGCAUAUUCUUGAGACCAAAUAAAGUAAAAAAGGACCACUUUUUUAUCAUAAGUUCGACACCAUGUCCGAACGUGAAACACGGUGAGGAGUGGGGUGAGCCGGGUAACUGCGAACAGGGAGACGGAUGUACGUACUGCCACACGCGUACCGAGCAGCAAUUCCACCCCGAGAUCUAUAAAUCGACGAAAUGCAAUGACGUGCAACAGGCCGGUUAUUGCCCGCGCGGAGUCUUCUGUGCCUUCGCACAUGUUGACCGUGAGUGUACACUCAUCAAUCUGUUGCCAACAGAAGAAAUGAGCCUGGCGAGGGAUAUGGCGGUACCUAUAGAUUGCGGCGCAAAUUUGGCCGAGAUACUCAGCAACGCUCUUCCACCCGACAAGCGCGCUCAUGACAAGGAUAAGCCACUCAGCGACAGCAGUAACGGGAGCGGUGAGGUCUCGGAGUCUGCCAGUACUAGUAGUUUGGGUAGUAACAGUUCACACAGCAAGGCUCCAGGUGCUCAACUGCACAAUUCCAAUGCCAAUCCCGGCAUGAACACGGCCGCUCAGCAGAAACUCACCAGUAUACUCUAUAACCCUAAUUCUCUCAUACAAGUUAAUGAAAUCCGGAAGCAAAUGGUCGCCAUUGAUAGCGAUCCGCUGUUGACGAAGUCCGAAAAGGCUCAGCAGAAGCAGAGCCUCUACAUCGCGUAUAAUCUGAAUGGGACAUUAGGCAGUCACUCGUUAGCGACCACUGUUUCACCGCUUUCAAAUUCAUUCUACUCAAACGACACUGUUGAAUCCGUAGUAGGAAACGCCUUGGACGAGUUACAUCUGGACGAUCCAUUAAAUUUAGUCGAAUCAAUUCAUAGGGAUACAAACUCACCGAUCGGCAAUUCAAUAUCGGCUGGCCUAGCCAGCUCUGGUCUACUCGGUAGCUCAGCCCCGGUCAAUAUACCGGGAAUGGCUGAACGUUCCGUUCUCACGAACUUUUCGCCAUCGACGUCCAGUCCGUUGCAGCAAUUGCAAACGGCUAGUUUCCUCACCGGGUCCAGAUUCUCUCACCAAGAUUCCAUAGAAUCCACAAUGCCAUUUAUGAAUCAGAUAUCAGAUCCAUUUAGCAAUCACAUUUCGCAACUUAGCAGCUCGGCUUCUAAGCUUAGUGGAUUCAAUAGUAGUUUAUUUGAUUUCGCGAGCCAAGGAAUGUCCCCGUCUCGUACGCAACCACUACCAGCAUCUCCAUUGGUCAAUGCAUUUUCCAUUAGUCCAAGUAACACAGGAUCGUUGUCUGAGGUACAAAGGCUCAGAGAGGAAUUGACGUCGAGCCGUGCUCAGCUGGCGACAUGGGACGAGCGUAUUAAUCAGGCGCGCGCGGCUUGCGCGGCGUGGCAGUUGGAAAGCGAGGAGGCGAAAAGGAAAGCCACGAUCGCCGAACAGCAGCGGGAUGAGAAUAUGGAUUCUUUGCAGGCUCUAAUGCAAGUAAAAGCACUUAGGGUCGAAAAUGAGGCGUCCAGCGGCGGCCCGUUUCUCCAUACGGUGAAACGCAUAAAUGAGCUCAGAUCACUAUCAAUAGCUACCUUGAAAUCGAUUCAGUCGCAAUUACGCUCAGAUCUCGAGGAAGUGGAAAAGGUGCUGUAUAGGGAAACAGCCACAAAAUGUAUGGUUUGCGAAGAACAGAAUCGUACGGUUACCCUAUCACCGUGUAAUCAUUAUGUAGUCUGCUCGACGUGCGCUCCAAAUCAACGCGAGUGCCCGUACUGCCAGACACCAGUCGUCUCGACAAGUUAGGUCCGAAUUUUUUCUCUUAGAAUCCCGUUACAUUUCCGCUUCUUUCGUCAUUUUAAAAGGGCAGUCUCUAAAAAUAUCAUGUGAGUAGUAUCACACAAUUUCGCAAAGACAUAUAUAUAUAUAUAUAUAUAU